Capronia epimyces CBS 606.96 is the source of this 1947-nucleotide messenger RNA. RefSeq lists its product as uncharacterized. The record is from RefSeq and is a predicted model, not a curated record. Bases 1 to 1947 code for a protein of 648 amino acids. The transcript has 2 exons. NCBI's taxonomy places the organism in Eukaryota, Fungi, Ascomycota, Eurotiomycetes, Chaetothyriales, Herpotrichiellaceae.
AUGUCAGACACAUGCAUCGUCUGCCUGGGAGACUUGAGCAACGGUAAUGGCGAUGUUCCAGCUUCCCCGACUGUUGCCAAGUCUCCAUCAGCGACCCAUAUUGGCGACGUCUCGAAGACAUCCGGUGACAAAGCCACGCAACAUGCAGGAAACCACAGUGAAGAACUGAUCGCCCAUCUUCGACCUUGUGGUCACUACCUCCACAAUGAAUGCCUCACACCCUGGGUGGAGAGGGCCAAUAGUUGUCCGAUCUGUCGCGCCAGCUUUCACCGAGUUGAACUUGUGCAUACAAUAAACGGCGACGUUGUUUCCUCGUAUCCUGUUGAAGACCGCACCCAGGCUCCCGAUCUAGAUCCCUCUAUGUUCCUCGAAGUCCCCGAAGAAGACGAUGAAGACCAGCCAUGCCAGGCUUGUGGGGAGGAUGACAAUGAAGAUGUGCUGAUGUAUUGCGAUGGCUGUCAAAAACUGUGGCACACCUAUUGCGUGAAUCUGCAGGAAGUCCCUUAUGGUCACUGGUUUUGUGACAACUGCAGAGUACAGCGUGAGGUUGACCCUCGCCUCCAGGCCACCGCUCGCUCUAGUCGUCUGUCCCGCCGACGUACCCGAGGCCAACAACGACGACAGCGUGGAAACGAGUCAAGUUGGAACCAGGUCUGGCAAUCUGUUUGGUCUCGGAUCAACCUUGAUCUUGACUUUCCGUAUGAAGACGACGAUUCCUCCGCCACGUAUCUGAGGCGCCACCGUCAACGCAACCAGGCGGACCGACAAGCCCACGAUGCUUGGGUGCGCCGUAUGCAGGUUGCCGAACUUCACGGAGCUGGAAAUGGGUUUAGAGAGACGGAACCGGCUGUUUCUCGCAAUCCAGGAGGGGGCCUGACACCCAGGACCCGAAGACCGCGGUCCUCACCCGUCCCGCAAGUCGAGAAUGCGGAUGAACUCAUGGCAUGGCAUGCUUUUGAGCAAGCUUGUGCUACAUCGAAUGAUCCCAGUUCCUCACGCAAGAGAAAGAGGCAAUCAGGACCGCCGUCACCGGUAGAGCCUGAACAUGAUGCCGCUCUGGUGAUCAAGCGGAGGCGACCAAGUGUGCCCAUUCGGUCUGUUUCCGACAAUGGCGGAUCAAGUGCUACCAGCUCUGGGCCCCGGAGGUCGUCCCGUCUCGCGAGUCCUAUUCCGAGGCGACAGUUACCUCUUGCCUCAGCCCCCCCAAGCUUCCUGCAGUCGCUACUGCAAGAGGUAGAGGAUUCUGGUUCCAGCACACACAGCAUGCACCUCCACCGACCAUCACCCCGCCCUGCAGCUAGUCCACCAGCCGAACAAUCCUCACCUCAGCCGUCCUCGCCAGCCCUGUCUCCCCUAUCCUCGAAUCACUCCUCACCACGACCGAUGUCUGCAACACCGCCUCCUCUGGGAGCUCUGAGCGCUCUGAGACCCGGCUCGCCUGCUGGCUUGACUUCCAGUAUACAGCCCGUUUUUCCUUCUACUGAAUAUUCCCCGCUACGGCCCAAUUCCCCUGAUCCUGGUAGUUCGAACCCCGGAGACCUCCCUGCCGGUCGUCCUGAUGGACAAAAUCUUGCAAGGAUAGGGCAUGCGUCAUCUACAAACCUGGUGCGGCCCAGGCCACGCAAUCGCAUCCCACCGAUCCUGGACAAUCCCUCAAGUCCGUUUACGCAACCACGAUCGACCGAUGCUUCUCCAACACGAGCGACCAUGUCCUUAAAUGCAAAGGCUGACGUGCAAAAGCUUGUAGCGACCGCUCUCAAGCCGCUCUACCAUGAUCAAACCAUUACGAAGGACGAAUAUACGAUUAUCAACCGCGAUAUUUCCCGAAUGCUGUACGAUAGGAUCGGUGAUUUCGAGGCGCUCGACGUCGAUGGCAAAGCAAAAUGGGAGAAGGUGGCGGGCGACGAGGUCAACAAAGCUGUCAGCGCGCUCAAGGCUCAAGGAUAA